Cannabis sativa is the source of this 1253-nucleotide messenger RNA. RefSeq names its product classical arabinogalactan protein 25. The transcript has a single exon. The coding region runs from base 646 to 1095 and encodes 149 amino acids. The record is from RefSeq and is a predicted model, not a curated record. NCBI's taxonomy places the organism in Eukaryota, Viridiplantae, Streptophyta, Magnoliopsida, Rosales, Cannabaceae.
CAAUUUGAUUAAACUUUAUUAUGGUUAAGAGACUUAAGUGUCCAAAGUCCUAUAAUGAUAAUAAUGAUUGUUGAUAAUGACAACAAUAUGCAUUUCAAGGCACUUUAUUUCGUAUUGUACAAGGUCUAUUUUUUAAUAUUGAAUUUUGUAGAAUCACGGCUCUAAAUAAUUCAGCACUUUUAUUGUUAGGCUUGUGAAGUGUGAACCUAUCUUCUCAUAAUUAAACUCCCAAACUUUUCAAUGAUUUCCCUUUUUCUCCAUCAUUAUUAAUAAUUUUAAAUUUAAUUCAAUAGGACCUCCUUUGAUUCCGGAUUAUCAGAAGACGCCAAAAUCAACGGGCCAAAAAAGAAAAUUAAUCCCCCCACUAAACAAAUCAUUUUAAAAAAUAUUUUCUACCAUCUCUCUCUUGUUAACAUGCUUUGCCAACCUGUGUUUUCUCAUCAUCUUCCAAUCUCCUAUUGCCACGUGGUACUUGACCCCACGUAGAGUAUGUAGUCAUUCCCUUUUUAAAAGCCUCAAAUCAUAGCUUCAACCAAAAAGCUCCACACACUACUACACUCAAAUCCCUCUCACAUAAAUAUUCAUAUUCUAUAGGCAACACUCACUCACUCACUCAUUCAUUCUCCACUAAAGCCCUGAUAAUUGAUGAUCUUGAUCAUCAUCAUCAUUAGAAUGGCCUCAUCUUUUUGGUUCCAUUUAGUACUAAUCAUUCUCAUGUCCAUAUUCUCAAUCUCUUAUUCUUCUCAGCUCAAUACUCAACCCUCAACACUUGUUCCUUCUCCUUCUUCAUUCUCCUCAAAUCAACCUCCUUCAUUCCAACAACUAUCCCCAGAUAUCACCCCACUUCUGCCUUCCCCUGGUGGAGUUUUGCCUACUCCAACAGUCUCAUCUGUUCCAACCAUUCCCUCCAAUCCAAGCCCUCCAAAUCCCGAUGAAUUAGCCGCCACCGCAGCCGGCCCUGCCUUUUCGCCAUUUGGACCAAUGCCGGUUUCUAAAGCAACAGCAGCUACUACCUUAGCUUGGCCUCCAAACUUGGUUGCUUUUGCAGGCUUUGCAGCAUAUGUGUAUGGCUUUAUGCAACUCCUUUGGAUGUGAAUUUUUUCUAUUUCAUCUUCAAUGUUUUUCAUUCUUUUCAUUAGUCUAAAAUAAUAAAUAAUAUUAUGUAUAUGUAAUUAAUUUAGUGCCUCUCCUUUGUAAUGAAAAGAGCAUAUAUUAUGUGAUUUAGUAUUAAUUUUCUUUCUACUUCAAAAACA